Messenger RNA from Sorex araneus (European shrew), 2094 nucleotides. RefSeq names its product DDB1- and CUL4-associated factor 8. Gene Ontology annotation, molecular function: protein binding. Bases 1 to 2094 code for a protein of 697 amino acids. Lineage: Eukaryota; Metazoa; Chordata; Mammalia; Eulipotyphla; Soricidae. The transcript is spliced from 2 exons. The record is from RefSeq and is a predicted model, not a curated record. Gene Ontology annotation, cellular component: Cul4-RING E3 ubiquitin ligase complex; cytoplasm.
AUGGCGGUCGCCACGCCACCAGAGAAAAGAAUGGCCAAGAGAGAAAAACCUUUCCCCUUCCAGGGCAAUGGUGGCAGCGACAGGCCUCGAGGCCCGGAACAAGUGAAGCUCUCGCGAGACUUCCGAGGGCGGGUCUUUUGCACCUCACCAGCAUCCGGACCAGGUCUGUCUCGUCUCGGUCUCGCGGGAUUUCGCCCCUCCCGCCCUGUGAAGAGGCCGAGAGCAGCCUGUAUCCCGCGCAGGCGCCGUCGAGGUACGUGGAAAGAGACCUCUCGUCGUUCCGCUGGCUCGGGCCGUCGGGCCGUGCAACUGCUUCCAAUGUCUGAUAACGUCAGCGGCGCGUCUGGCUUCCCAGACCCAGCGGCCCAGAGCCUGUCUGCAGGCCCCGAGGGCCAGGCUGGAGCGGAGGCGACGAGGGAGAACCCGAAUGGCGAAGCGGGCCGGGCCGAGACCAGUCAUGGCGGCAAUGGCGGCGCUCCGGCCGCCCCCCCGCCGCCAGGCCCAGGCCGAGAACGGCCAGGACCCCCCCAGCGGGGUCCCUCGGUGCAGGCCCCGCUGAGAGACCACGACUACGAUGACAGCCCAUCUCGUUAUUACAUGGCGGAGCGCGACAACGAGGACGCCGCAGGAGGCGGCGCGCGACUUCCGGUACGUGGGUCGAACAGCGAGAGGAGGCGGUUGGAGGAGGACGCAGCCCUGGAGUCGUGGGUGGCGUCCGAGGUUUCUCCCCUCCCUCGGCCGCGCUGGCGCGUCGUCACGGCCCUGCGCGACCGGCAGCUGGGCUCCAGGGCCUGCUUUGUCUCCGAGGCCUGCGGGGCCCGAGCGCUGGUGCAGCGCUUCCGGCUGCACUGUGAGCUGAGAGGCCAUCAUGGCUGCGUCAAUUCGGUGCAGUUUAACGAGAGCGGCACCUGGCUGCUGAGCGGCAGUGAUGAUCAGAGAGUGAUCAUUUGGGACUGGGUGCGCCAGCGGCCCCUGCUGAACUUUGAAAGUGGCCUUCGCAGUAAUGUCUUUAAUGCCAAGUUUCUCUCCGAUUGUGGCGACACCGCCCUGGCUCUCUGUGGCCGCGACGGACAAAUCCGGGUGGUAGAGAUUAGUUCCACCCCAACCUGCCAAAAUAACAAGCGUGUGGCCCAGCACUGGGGAGCAGCCCACGAGCUGGCAGUCAUGCCGUACUGCCCGUACAGGUUUCUCACGUCGGGUGAAGACGGCACUGUCUUUGAUAUCGAUCUCCGGCGUCACCAGCCGGCUUCCAAAGUGGUCGUGACCAAGGAGAAUGAGAGUAAAGUGGGGCUCUAUACGAUCUCCGUGAAUCCUGCCAAUAUUCACCAGUUUGCAGUGGGCGGGCAGGAUCAGUUUGUUAGAAUCUAUGACCAGAGGAAAAUUGACAUGACUGUGAAUAACGGUGUCUUUAAGAAAUUCUGUCCUCAGCACUUGAUCAUGAGUGAUUUGCUACCAAACAUCACCAGCGUGGUGUACAGCCAUGAUGGCGCCGAGCUUCUAGCCAGUUACAACGAUGAAGAUAUUUAUCUCUUUGAUCCUUCCAGCUGCAAUGGAACCCAGUACAUGAGGCGAUACAAAGGUCAUAGAAAUACUGCCUCAGUUAAAGGUGUCAAUUUCUAUGGUCCCAGAAGUCAGUUUAUCCUGAGUGGAAGUGAUUGUGGACAUAUAUUUCUCUGGGAUAAGUCAUCUAGCCAGGUUGUUCAGUGUAUGGAGGGGGACCAAGAAGGUAGCAUUAACUGCCUUGAUCCCCACCCUCACCUACCUAUAAUAGCGUCCUGUGGACUAGACUAUGAAGCCAAGAUCUGGGCACCCUCCCGCAUAAUUACCACUCAUCCUGAUAGUAUAAAGGCAGUGAUGAAAAAGAAUAAGCAAGAACGAAAUGAAGAUAGCAAUCAACACACUCAUCUUUUUAACAACAACACGGUUUGGUUCCUGAUGAGUCACUUGACACCCAGAUUUUAUCGUUUUGGUGGUCGUCAUCAUGGGGAAGUUUAUGGAGCUCAAGUUGGAAGUUCAGAGUCUGAGGAAUCCUCCAAUACAUCUAAUACAUCUGAAGAAGAAGUUCAAGAUCCUACGCCGUGCCUACCAUCUUAA